UUUUUUCACUCCGCCGGACUCUGAUUUAUGGGUUGCUAUACUUUUGAAGUAAACAACGAAAGACUGCGAGUUUUGGUGACAAAUUUAUCGCGCAUGAAAAAAAAACUAAAAAUAAGGAUUUAAAAAUAAAUACGCAGCGUAAUUCUCAUCCAGACACUCGGGAGUUAUGAAUUGGGCGGCCCGAUUGUGGAGCAGAACUCUGCGUAAUAGUUUUUCCACCCUGAUCGAAGCAAGCAUCGAAAAGCCCUGUCAUCUGGUGUCCGUCGCGUGUGGAUUCCCAAAAAAUAUUUUGCGUUCCAAAUACAAACUUGGCAAGUUUGGCGAUGAUGCUUGGUUCAUAACGGCUACAAAUAAGGCAGAUAUAAUCGGUGUUGCUGACGGCGUAGGAGGAUGGCGCAGUUACGGUAUAGAUCCCGGCGAAUUUGCUUCGUUUUUAAUGAAGACUUGCGAGCGAUUGGUACUAUGCGCAAACUUCAACCCUACAAGUCCAGUUAGUCUGCUGUCUCAUAGCUAUUGUGAACUAUUAGAAAAUAAGAGGUCAAUUUCGGGUAGCAGCACAGCUUGCGUACUAAUCUUGAAUCGUGAAAACAGCACGUUGUAUACGGCGAACAUUGGAGACAGUGGUUUCAUAGUAGUUCGUGGUGGCCAGAUUGUCCAUCGCAGCGAAGAGCAGCAACACUAUUUCAAUACGCCAUUUCAGCUUUCGCUGCCACCUCCUGGCUUAGAUAAUGUACUCAGCGAUAGACCAGAAUCGGCAGAUACAAUGAACUUCCCGGUGGAAAGGGGAGACAUUAUUCUGGUUGCAACAGAUGGAGUAUUCGAUAACGUUCCUAUGAAGCUGUUAGUGGAUACAUUGAGCGAGGUCGAAGGUGAACAUGACCCAGUAAAACUUCAAAUGUGUGCAAACUCAAUCGCGUUGAUUGCCCGAUCGUUAUCUUUCGAUAGCGAUUUCAUGUCACCAUUUUCUAUAAAUGCACGGCGUAACAACAUUAAUACUAUGGGUGGAAAACCGGACGACAUUACGGUCGUUUUAGCAUCUGUUGUGAUAUAAACCAUAACGUUAUAGAUAGAUAAUAAAAACCUUCAUCGCGUCGUUCUUUCAAAUAAAUAUAUACCUAGUGGAAA
Armigeres subalbatus is the source of this 1125-nucleotide messenger RNA. RefSeq names its product protein phosphatase PTC7 homolog. Lineage: Eukaryota; Metazoa; Arthropoda; Insecta; Diptera; Culicidae. Gene Ontology annotation, biological process: protein dephosphorylation. Gene Ontology annotation, molecular function: protein serine/threonine phosphatase activity. The transcript is spliced from 6 exons. Gene Ontology annotation, cellular component: mitochondrion. The coding region runs from base 167 to 1051 and encodes 294 amino acids. The record is from RefSeq and is a predicted model, not a curated record.